GGGAUAUACCAGUUGCUCUUUCCUUCUACGGAAUGGAUAAAUAUAGAUGGUACUGUACCACAUUUUAAGUUUCUAUAGAAUAAAUAUAGUGGUAGAAUAACGAUGUGGUUCCUUAAUUUGUUGAUUCUUUUGUUAAUCAAAGUGAACAAUGGACAAAGAAAUGUUCCGGGUAAAAUCACAGGAAUUCCAUCAUCACCGCAUGAAGUCUUGAUGCAGGAAUUCAAACCAAAAAUUGAGGCCCUCAAAAUCAUCUUGACGAAGGAAGUUGAGAAUAUGGAUAGGCAGAUUAGACUAGCUCAGAACCUAGUCCAAGACAACAUCAUCACUUCAAGAAGCAUCGCAUCCCAGAAAAUCAAGGAGUUGAAAUCAGCUAUUGCAGCAGCCAAAGAGGAAGCAAAAUAUGCCAGUCCAGAGGUCAAAUUGUGCGUCAGCAUGCAAGAACAUGAAUCUCCAAAGAGCUUUGUCGUUCCAACAUUCAACUGUUUUUCAAAUAACGCUGAAUUGUUGGCCGUCAAAACUAAAAUUGGAAAAUUGCAAACCAUCACGAGUCAACUGUUAUCCAACUGUCAACAAUUGCAUAUGGAUGACUCUGAUAAAGACGUCAACUUACUCAGAAAAUGUUUGACAGAAAAAAGCGAUGAUACCUACAGACAUAUUUCGAGGUUCAGAGACGAGUACGAUGCAGCUUUUGGAAAUGUUAUAAAGAAAUCUUUGCAAUGUUUUAUUCAAGGAAACUUUGAAACUUUCAAGGGUAUUGGAGGUGUUAUGAGCAACCUGAGAAAUUGUAAAAAUUUCAAUAAUUAUAGACUUCAGAAGCUACCCUGAAAACAAUUA
Harmonia axyridis is the source of this 834-nucleotide messenger RNA. RefSeq lists its product as uncharacterized. The transcript is spliced from 2 exons. The record is from RefSeq and is a predicted model, not a curated record. The coding region runs from base 103 to 825 and encodes 240 amino acids. Lineage: Eukaryota; Metazoa; Arthropoda; Insecta; Coleoptera; Coccinellidae.